GUCAGUUUAGAGCACUUAAUAUUUUGGUUGUCUUGUCCAAUUUGUAUCAUCUGAUCUUCAUGUAGGAAACUGGAUUACAACUAAAGUUCAAACUGCUGCUCUUAGGAAUUAAUUAAAAACUCAACAACAACCUGUUUGUUUUCAUCCUUUAGGGGAUGAACACAAACAGGUUGUUUCUAAGCACUCCUCUCUCGGGAAUGAAGCAAUAAACCACUCCCUCUUUGUUCAAAAGCUCCACAAUAUUCAUUAUCAGUGAGAAGUAAAAUGGCACAGCAAGGAGAUCAGAUUAGCCCGAGAAAACUCUGCUGUUCGAUCUGUCUGGAUCUACUGAAGGAUCCGGUGACUAUUGCCUGUGGACACAACUACUGUAUGAGCUGUAUUAAAAGCCAUUGGGAUAAAGAGGAUCAAAGGCAAAUCCACAGCUGUCCUCAGUGCAGACGGACCUUUGUACCGAGGCCUGCUCUGGUGAAAAACACCAUGUUAGCAGAUUUAGUGGAGGAACAGAAGACGACAGGACUCCAAGCUGCUCCAGCUGAUCACUAUGCCAGACCUGAAGAUGUGGGAUGUGAUUUCUGUACUGGGAGAAAGCGGAAAGCUGUCAAGUCCUGUCUGCAGUGUCUGGUUUCUGCCUGUAAGCAGCACCUCCAGCCUCACUAUGAAGUUGUUCCAUUAAAGAAACACAAGCUGGUCGACCCCUCGAAGGAGCUUCAGGAGAACAUCUGUACUCGUCACAAUGAGGUGAUUAAGAUUUUCUGCCGCACUGAUCAGCAGUGUAUCUGUUAUCUGUGCUCCUUGGAUGAACAUAAAGGCCAUAACACAGUCUCAGCUGCAGCAGAAAUGAGGAAAAAGCAGCAACAGCUCAGUGUGAGAUGGCAACACAUCCCUCCGAGAAUCCAGAACAGAGAGAAAGAUGUGACGGUGCUUCAGCAGGAGCUGGAGGCUAUCAACCGCUCUGCUGAUAAAGCUGUGGAGGACAGUGAGAAGAUGUCCACAGAGCUAGUCCAACUUAUUGAGAAAAAAAGGACAGAUAUGAAGCAACGGAUCAGAUCCCAGCAGAAAAGUGAAGUCAGUCGGGUCAAAGAGCUUCAGGAGAAGCUGCAGCAGGAGAUCACUGAUCUGAGGCAAGGAUGCAAUCAGCUGCAGAAGCUCGUACAAACAGAGAAUUACACCCAGUUUCUGCGGAGCUACCCCUCACUGCCAAACCUUACCAACUUUAAGGAAAAGAUUGAGCUUGUCACUAACGGUUCAGUGCCGUCUGACCUGAGCCAAGCAUUAGUGCUUGACGUGACUGAGUUUAACAGGCUGCAGGAGCGCAUCAAGCAGUUGCAGGUGGAGAAGAGCCAGCAGAAAGAGCUGUACUGUCAGGCGAAGGUAGAAGAAGCACGUGAGGCUCUGAUGGAGAGGACCAGGUGUAACACAGAGCAUCUGCGGUGCAUGCAGAGCCUCUACGACCAGAACAAAGAGCUGGAGCAUAAACUCAACGCACGGCAGAAGAAAGAGGGCAGACAGUUCCAGGAUUACAGAAGACGUGUGGACCAGGAGGAGAUUCAGAGGCUCCAGGAGCUGGUGAAAACACAAUCACAGCAGGCUGAGGCCCUCAGGAGAGAAAUUGGCGCCCUGUCUCGAAUGAAGCAAUAA
Epinephelus moara (kelp grouper) is the source of this 1638-nucleotide messenger RNA. Its product is annotated as E3 ubiquitin/ISG15 ligase TRIM25-like. Lineage: Eukaryota; Metazoa; Chordata; Actinopteri; Perciformes; Serranidae. Bases 265 to 1638 code for a protein of 457 amino acids. Gene Ontology annotation, molecular function: zinc ion binding. The transcript has 6 exons. The record is from RefSeq and is a predicted model, not a curated record.